Aspergillus costaricaensis CBS 115574 is the source of this 1417-nucleotide messenger RNA. Its product is annotated as glycosyltransferase family 69 protein. The record is from RefSeq and is a predicted model, not a curated record. The transcript is spliced from 3 exons. Bases 80 to 1330 code for a protein of 416 amino acids. Lineage: Eukaryota; Fungi; Ascomycota; Eurotiomycetes; Eurotiales; Aspergillaceae.
CUCAGUUGCAGGCACAAUCCCCCAGCCUGUACAACACACAUCCUUUUACACAUGACAUGCAUGUCAAUUCACCCCUCCAAUGACUGCUAAAUUCAGCUAUGUCACUUUCAUCCCCCGGCGUGGGGUAUCCCGCCGAAUAGGGCUGCGCCGGCGUCUCCUCCGCGGCCUGCUAAUCUGUGUCCUCGUCUGGACCAUCCUAGAUGUACUUUACAUCCAUCACCUCGUUUCGUCCUCCUCCUACCGAACCAAUGACAUUACUCGACCAUCACCCAUCCCAGAACGAAUAUUCAUCGCUAGCACGCACUGGAACAACGAAGCCAUCCUCCGAAGCCAUUGGAACGAUGCCAUCAUAGAACUAGCGAAAGCCUUCGGUCCAGAUAACAUCUUCGUGAGCAUCUUCGAGAGCGGAAGCUGGGAUGAUACCAAGGGGGCUUUGCGAGAUCUCGACGCGGAUCUGGACCGACUUGGUGUGCAGCGCAAUAUCACAUUAUCGGAUACGACGCAUGAGGAUGAGAUCUCCGCAUCGCCGGGUGAGGGCUGGAUCGACACGGCCCGGCAUAAGAAGGAGCUAAGACGCAUAUCUUAUCUGGCCCGGUUGCGCAAUUGGUCCUUGCGGCCGUUGGAGGAUCUAGCGCGACGGGGUGUUAUAUUUGAUAAAGUGUUGUUUCUGAAUGAUGUGGUCUUUACGGUUGACGAUGUGAUUUCACUACUGGAGACAAAUGAUGGAUCAUAUGCUGCUGCUUGCUCGCUAGACUUUUCCAAGCCACCGAUUUAUUAUGAUACGUUCGCCCUUCGUGAUGCAAACGGCGACGAACAUGUUAUGCAGACAUGGCCUUAUUUCCGUUCUGAAGUGUCGCGCAAUGCGCUAUACUCCAUGUCUCCUGUGCCGGUCAAAAGCUGCUGGAAUGGAAUGGUCGCUAUGCCCGCGGAGCCGUUCUUAUCCACUCCUCCGCUGCGAUUCCGUGCCAUUUCCGACUCCCUUGCGAAAUCACACCUCGAAGGCUCAGAAUGCUGUUUGAUUCACGCAGAUAAUCCACUUUCCCAAGAGCUGGGGGUAUAUCUGAACCCUAAGGUCCGCGUUGGCUACAACCCUGCAGCUUACGAAGCUGUUCAUCCUACCGGUGCCUGGCUAUCGCUACAACAUGUAGCAUUGGCUCUAUGGGAGAAUAGAAUCCGACGCUGGGUUACAACACCAUUGUUCAAGAAAAUGGUCGUCCGCAGAAGACUCAGUCGCUGGCAGGAUGCUCAUCCGGAUGAGAAAGAGCCUGGCGACUUCUGCCUGAUUAAUGAGAUGCAGGUGCUUGCCUAUAAUGGAUGGGCACAUGUAUGAUCUGGGAUCAGGGAGCGAUUCUAGAUCUAGGGGAUUUCACUUGGCUGAAAUCACUACAGCGACACAAAAUCAGCCACCCACGCAGCU